Messenger RNA from Dendrobium catenatum, 1290 nucleotides. RefSeq names its product S-norcoclaurine synthase 1. The transcript is spliced from 4 exons. The record is from RefSeq and is a predicted model, not a curated record. Lineage: Eukaryota; Viridiplantae; Streptophyta; Magnoliopsida; Asparagales; Orchidaceae. Bases 75 to 1154 code for a protein of 359 amino acids.
CUCGAUAGGACCGGCUGUAGCUCAUGUGAAUCGACUCUUCGAAGAGAAGUACAGGGAGAGAAAGGUAGAGCUUGAUGGAGAAAAAAUUCGGAUUUGGGGGAUUUGGAGGGUCCUUGAAGGUGGACAGUGUGCAGGCUCUCGCUGCAAAUUUGGGGCCAGAGAUUCCGGAGAUAUAUGUCAGGCCGGAGAGGAAGGAAGAUAUAGUCGCCGGCGACGAAGAAGACUCCGGCGAAAGCUUUCCAGUCAUUGAUUUUGGCAGGUUGUUUGAUUCCAAGUGCUCUGAGGAGGAAGCUGCAAAGCUCCACUCGGCCUGUCAAGGCUGGGGCUUCUUCCAGCUUGUAAAUCAUGGGAUACCUGAAGAUGUAAUAAGCAAACUGAGACAAGACACUGAAGAGUUCUUUAAACUUCCAUUAGAAGAGAAAGAGAAAAUUGCUCAAUUACCGGGCCAAACAGAAGGCUAUGGCCAAUUUUUAGUUCAAUCAAAGGAACACAAGCUUGACUGGGCAGAUAGGCUUGGCUUUGUAACAUUUCCUCCAAACAACAAACAAUUGAAGUUUUGGCCCACUAAUCCGCCUUCUUUCAGAGAAACUAUUGAUGCAUAUGCAAUUGAGAUAAAGAAAGUGGCUAAUGGCCUCUUAAAAAUGAUAUCAAAAAAUCUGGGACUUGAAUUUGAGAAGUUUUAUGAUAUAUUCAAGGGAGGUAUUCAAUAUUUUAGAUUCAAUUACUAUCCUCCAUGCCCAAGUCCUGAGAAAGUCCUUGGCCUCUGUCCUCACUCUGAUCCUAUGGGAUUGACAAUAUUACUACAAGUAAAUGAUCUGCAGGGGCUGCAGAUUAGAAGAAAAGAUAGAUGGCUCCCAGUUCAAGUUAUACCUGGAGCUUUGAUUAUCAACAUUGGCGACAUCAUUGAGAUACUAAGCAACAGGAAAUAUAAGAGCAUUGUGCACAGGGCGGUUGUGAACAAUGAGAAGGAGCGACUGUCUGUUGCUGCAUUUCAUUCACUUAAUAUUGGUGAUUUGGUGGGGCCAAUCCCGGAGAUAGUGAAAGGAGAUGAGUUGCUUUAUAAGAGCUUGCAAUAUGAAGAGUAUUUCAAGCAGGUCGUAGCUAGUAAACUGGAAGGGAAGACUAUAUUGGAUCACAUGAAAUUGGACAAAUAAUUUUCCUACUAACUUAUGGAGAUAUGAUUUCAGUAAGGAACUUGUUGCCUCUUUGAGGGUGUUUAUUAUACCAUAAAUGGCAAUAAAUCUAUGCAAAAUAAACUUAUCAUAUUUAAUCACAGUAGUUCUGUAUAAU